AUGGCCUGGAGUAACUUCCAUGUCGGAAGGAACUGUGGCCAUGUUAAAUGGUCUCGAAACAUUUCACCCAAAUUGAACGUCUCAUCUGGCCAAACCGUCACAUUUGAUGCUAUCGACAGCAGUAAUGGCCAGCUUACACCUACUUCCGAUGCCUCAGCCAUCAGCACAUUAGAUCUCGGCAUCGCCAAUCCAGUCUUCGGUCCGAUCUUCGUACAAGACGCCCAACCUGGCGAUGUCCUCAAAGUCGAAGUACUUAAUCUCGAAGUCGCUGACUGGGGAUGGUCAGCCAUUAUUCCCGGUUUCGGCCUACUAGCCGACGAAUAUCCUGAGCCCGAGCUCAAGAUCUGGUCUCUGGAUCGCGAAAAGGGUUACGCAGAAUUCAAAAAUACUCGCAUUCCUCUUCGACCUUUCCUCGGAUGCAUGGGGCUGGCCCCGGGUAACGACGAGGAACUCUCCACUGUCCCACCGACACACCACGGCGGCAAUAUGGACUGCCGUGAGCUCGGCGUCGGCUCAACCGUUUACCUCCCAGUGCAGACUGCUGGCGCCCUAUUUAGCUGCGGUGACGGACACGCCGCCCAAGGCCACGGCGAAGUCUGCGGUACUGCUAUCGAAACACCUAUCAGAGCAACACUUCGAUUUGAACUAUGCAAGAACCAGCCUUGGAUAACUUCGCCACAAUACCAGACUCCACCUCUGGCUCAAAUAGCUAAUCCGUUGCCCGAUCUUGGAACAUAUGGCGCGCUUUCUGUGUCACCGGACUUGUUCGAGGCUGCGAAGAACGCUACGAAGAGUCUCAUUCAGUGGCUGGUUUCCACUAAGAAUCUUACGAGGAGUGAAGCUUAUAUUUUGGCGAGUGUUGCUGCGGACCUGAAGAUUGCUGAAAUUGUCAAUGUUCCUAAUUAUGAGGUGUCGAUGAGUAUUCCAUUGGGUACUUUCUGUUGA
Messenger RNA from Penicillium angulare, 945 nucleotides. Its product is annotated as acetamidase/formamidase family protein. Lineage: Eukaryota; Fungi; Ascomycota; Eurotiomycetes; Eurotiales; Aspergillaceae. Bases 1 to 945 code for a protein of 314 amino acids. The record is from RefSeq and is a predicted model, not a curated record. Gene Ontology annotation, molecular function: hydrolase activity, acting on carbon-nitrogen (but not peptide) bonds, in linear amides. The transcript has a single exon.